CUUGGGCAGGAACCCAGGGGAGGCAGCAACAAGUUGAGCCGAAGACUGCAGGCGAGCGCCGGGUCAGGUGACUGCUGUCGCUGCCACCUUAGGAGACCUCAGAAACCAUGGCCUCCUGCCCAGAUGCGGACAAUAGCUGGGUGCUCGCAGGCUCAGAGAACCUGCCCGUGGAGACCCUGGGCCCAGAGUCUAGGGUGGUCCUAGAAACUGAGAGAGCUCCUCCAGCCCCUCACAGCCCCUCACGGUCUGCUGCUGAAGCUGGGGUCCCAAACGGCCCAGGUAGCAUCCCUGCUGGCGGGGUGACCGUCUCCCAGAGCUACGGCUCCCAGGAUGGCUCGGUCCCACCAGGGGAGGCCGAGGCCCAGGGCGUCCUGGAGGCCAAGGACCCUGAUGUGGAACCACCUGGCCCUGGAGACACGCAGCUGCCAGGAGACUCGGAGGAGCCCCCCUCGGAGAAGCCCCCCAUAGAGGAGCACUCUGCAGAGGCAGACUCAGAUGUAGCCAUCCCGGAGGGGCCACCCGUAUCUGGGGACACCGUGUCCCAGAGCCAGCCCCCCCUCCACAAAGCCGAGUGGUUCAGGACAGGGGCCCAGCGCUCCAGCAGCGACGAUGACACUGAUGUGGACGUGGAGGGCCUGCGCAGGCGGCGGGGCCGCGACCCAGGACCCCCUCGGCCCGUGGCCUCCCUGGGCAUGGCUGAGCCGGCCGGGCAGGAAGGAGCAGGCGGGGAGCUGGGCAUCUCCCUCAACAUGUGCCUCCUCGGGGCCCUGGUCCUGCUGGGCCUGGGUAUCCUCCUCUUCUCCGGUGGCCUCUCGGAGUCUGAGAGCGGGCCCACCACGGAGGAAGCUGAGGCACAGGCGUUUGUGAACUCUGAGGGGCCGGAUGCCAGGGGGGCCGGGCAGGUGGGGCCCAGUCAGCAGCCCUCAGCAGCCCCCGACGGUGCCCCUAGCCUGCAGAGCAUGGCCCUGCUCCUGGACAAGCUGGCGAAGGAGAACCAGGAUAUCCGGCUGCUGCAGGCACAGUUGCAGACCCAGAAGGAAGAGCUUCAGAGCCUGCUGCAUCCGCCCAGGGGGCUCGAGGAGGAGAAUGCACAGCUCCGGGGGGCCCUGCAGCAGGGCCAGGCGUCCCAGCGGGCCCUGGAGUCGGAACUGCAGCAGCUGCGGGCCCGGCUGCAGGGCCUGGAGGCCAACUGUGAGCGGGGCACGGACGGGGUGUGCCUGGGCCGGGGCGCGGGGCCUCGGGGUGGCCCGGUCCCCCAGGAGCCAGGCCCCGGCUUCGUGGAGCAGAAGGGGCGGCUGGAGGCCGAGGCCCAGGCCCUGCGGCGGGAGCUGGAGCGGCAGCGGCAGCUGCUGGGCUCCGCGCGGCAGGACCUGGAGCGCGGCCUGAAGCACGUGAGCAGAGGCGACUGGGCGGCGGCCGACCUCGCAGAGCUGGGCCUCAAACUGGCCCGGAAGCUGGAGGGCCUGCAGCACUGGGGCCAGGACUCCGGGGGGCCCGCGAACGCCUCGGAGCGUUGGCGUCAGGAGCCCGGGUCCCCGAGCGCCAAGGAGCGGAGUGGCCGGGAGAAGUGGCGGGACAGUCAGGGCCACCGGCAGGCCGAGCCCUGGAAGAAUCAGAAGGAGGAGUCGGGCUGGGAGAGGAAGAAGGGCUGGGGGGGCCAGGCCGGGGAGCCGGAGGGGAGCUGGAAGGACGGCAAGCGAGAGAGCCAGCGGCAGCGACCCCAGGAGCCCCCCAAGAAAAGUGGGAGCCCCCACUCCUCUGCGGAAAGACAGAAGCAUCCUCGGUGGAGGGAAGAGGCGAAAGACCGGCACGACCGCCCACUCUGGGCAGAGCUGUCCAGGCGCAAGUACCGGGCCCCGCAGGGCUGCUCGGGGCUGCGCGACUGUGCCCGGCAAGAGGGCCUGGCCCUCUUUGGCACCGAGCUGGCACCCGUGCGGCAGGAGGAGCUGGCCUCGCUGCUAAGCACCUAUCUGGCGCGGCUGCCUUGGGCCGGCCCCAUGCGGCAGGAGCUUCCCCUGUCCCAGGCUUACUUCAGCGAGGAUGGCUUCUUUCGCCAUGACCGCUUCCGUUUCCGGGACUUUGUGGAUGCCCUGGAGGACAGCCUGGAGGAAGAGGCCAUGAGACAGACGGGGGAUGACGACGUGGUGGAUGACUUUGAGGACUUCAUCUUUGGCCACUUCUUUGGGGACAAAGCACUCAAGAAGAGGUCUGGGAAGAAGGACAAGAGCUCCUGGAGCCCCCGAGUGGUGGGGCCGCGUGAGGAGCACAGCCAGCACCGCAGGGGCUGAGGCCUGCAAGGGCCACUUUCGGGUUUUGGAUGGCUGGGAUAGCAGAGCCAGUGGGUAGCAGAGCACAGCCCGAGCCAGCAGCACCCGGCCUGGGCGACUGACCUGGUGGACUUUGCAAAUAUAUGCAAAUACAGAGCCUGUGUGUGGCGGGGAGAGCUGCCCAGGCAGGGGUGUGCGGAGGGGGGUGAGGGGUGGCCCACGUGGCCUUCCUGUUCUGAAGCCAAAUGUUUUCCUCCUGUGUGUAUGCGCGCGCGCGUGUAUCCCCGUGGGGGCCCCGGGACCCCACUCUGGCCAAGCGUGGCUGGCUGGAGGCUUCCCUGGGGCUGUCUCUAGGUGAUCAAGUCCCCUUCUCACCCAGCUCUCACAUGGCCUCAGUGCCCUAAGCCUCCCGUCCCAGGAAAACGCUGUUUGGGCUGUGGCAUUGGGGGAUUCCUUGGCCCAUGGUGCCCCACACCACCACUAUUCUAGACACUGGCACUCACCUCCUUUCCCUCACCCAGGAUGCCCCCGCCCUCUGGGUGGUGCUCCCCACUGGUGCUCAGUGACCUGGGCUGCACCUCCCCGCUCUGCAGAGGCAGGAAAAUGAAUGCGAGUGUUGGAGUCUGAGCUUCGGGCUCAGUGAUCUGAGCCACUUAAAUCGGGAGCCUUGGGGUUAUGUGUUUCAGAAAAGAGAAUGAAAAUAAAACCGUGUAAACCUGG
Messenger RNA from Sorex araneus (European shrew), 2987 nucleotides. RefSeq names its product PBX homeobox interacting protein 1 (gene PBXIP1). The transcript has 11 exons. The record is from RefSeq and is a predicted model, not a curated record. Bases 108 to 2288 code for a protein of 726 amino acids. Lineage: Eukaryota; Metazoa; Chordata; Mammalia; Eulipotyphla; Soricidae.